CCCAUCAGGGUUGACCACUUUUAUGCUUCUUCUCCCUGAAUAUUACCUCUACAAGAAGUAUAAUAUAUCCUUAAUUCAUACUUAAGUACAUUAAACGUUAACUUCCGUUAUGAAGUGACAGUUCAGUAUCUAAUCGACAUUCCAAACCAUUUUAUCGAAAUGAUCCAUUUCAUCUUUUUGAAAGGAUCAGCUGUUUUGACUCUCCUGUUGGCUGGCUAUUUGGCACAGCAGUAUUUACCAUUGCCUACUCCUAAAGUGAUUGGCAUUGACCUUGGCACCACCUAUUGUUCUGUUGGGGUGUUUUUUCCUGGCACAGGAAAAGUAAAAGUGAUUCCAGAUGAAAAUGGGCACAUCAGCAUACCCAGCAUGGUGUCCUUUACUGACAGUGAUGUAUAUGUGGGGUAUGAGAGCUUAGAACUGGCAGAUUCAAAUCCUCAGAACACAAUAUAUGAUGCCAAAAGAUUCAUCGGCAAGAUCUUUACCCCUGAAGAGCUGGAGGCUGAAAUUGGCAGAUACCCAUUUAAGGUUUUAAACAAAAAUGGAAUGGUUGAGUUUUCUGUGACAAGUAAUGAGACCAUCACCGUUUCCCCAGAAUAUGUUGGCUCUCGACUGUUGUUGAAGUUAAAGGAAAUGGCAGAGGAAUAUCUUGGAAUGCCAGUUGCCAAUGCUGUCAUUUCUGUACCAGCAGAAUUUGAUCUAAAACAAAGAAAUUCAACAAUAGAAGCUGCUAACCUUGCAGGACUGAAGAUCCUUAGAGUAAUAAAUGAACCCACUGCAGCAGCUAUGGCCUACGGUCUCCACAAGGCUGAUGUCUUUCACGUCUUGGUGAUAGACUUGGGUGGUGGGACUCUGGAUGUGUCGUUACUGAAUAAACAGGGAGGCAUGUUUCUAACCCGAGCCAUGUCUGGAAACAAUAAACUCGGGGGACAGGACUUCAAUCAGAGAUUACUUCAGUACUUAUAUAAACAGAUCUAUCAGACUUAUGGCUUCCUUCCCUCUAGGAAAGAGGAAAUCCACAGAUUAAGACAAGCUGUGGAAAUGGUCAAAUUAAAUCUGACUCUUCACCAGACUGCUCAGAUGUCAGUAUUACUAACGGUGGAGGAAAAGGACAGGAAGGAACCUCAGAGUAGUGACAGUGACCUGCCAAAGGACAGGCUUUCCACAGCAGAUGGCCAUCAUGUGAACAGUGUGCUUGCACCUGCUCUUUCUGGAAAGAAAAGUGGAGAAAGUCAUGUCUUAUUUGAAACAGAAAUAUCACGGAAGCUCUUCGAUACUCUUAAUGAAGAUCUGUUCCAGAAAAUACUUGUACCCAUUCGACAAGUAUUAAAAGAAGGCCACCUGGAAAAGACUGAGAUUGACGAAGUGGUUUUAGUUGGGGGCUCUACUCGUAUUCCUCGAAUCCGCCAAGUCAUUCAAGAGUUCUUUGGGAAGGAUCCCAACACCUCUGUAGACCCUGACCUGGCAGUGGUGACGGGAGUGGCUAUCCAAGCAGGGAUUGAUGGAGGCUCUUGGCCUCUCCAAGUCAGUGCUUUAGAGAUUCCCAAUAAGCAUUUACAAAAAACCAACUUCAACUGAAUCAUGGAGAAAUGAAGAUUUGUUAGCUUUUCUGAUAUCCUCUUCCUGUGAUCAGGCCACCUCCUUAAAAAAGUGUCUAAAAUAUCUCACAGAUUUACCUAGAAGGCCACAUUUGAUACAGGAAAAUUUUACAUGGUAUUUUGUUUUAGGAGUGGGUGUGAUCAGAUGUGAUUCUGUCUGAUUUGGGAGAGAUUCCAUUCCAAUAGUCCUAAAAGUAUAGAAUUGAGGUAAAACUCUCAUGCAUGGCUAUGUUUUCUGGAUCCUGGAAAUACAUAACCAUAUACACUUACCAUUACAUUCUGUAAACAUUGAGCAGUGCCAAUGACAAGAUUCCAGUUCCUACUAAAUUGUAUUAGCAGGAGCUGGUCAUUUCUUUACUCGGUUAUGACAAGUAACUAUUAAUUUGAACUGUACUUGAAGGAUGGGGUUGAUGUCAGGUAUUUACAUUGGCUGGGAGAUAGCAGUAUUAGUGACAUAAGCUGCAUACAUAAUAUUCAAUAACUGCCAUAUUAUUCAGUAAAUUUACUUUUGCAGACUCACUAUCCCAUUAGAUGUCAUAUUUUCAUAAUCUGCACCCUUCAGGUUUUUCAAUGUAUUUAAUAGAUUAAUUAUUUUCUAAAAUACCAACAGUUGUAUUCAAAUGUGUUGAUACAGAAAGUAGAAAUGUCCAAUUUAUAUUCUAGUUUCCUCAUCUGUGCAUCCUUCUCUGCUUGGAUUUCUAUGAUUCUGCCUGUUUAGAAAACAAUAGGGAACUAUUACUUGGCAUUUUGAAAACGUGUUAAUGUCAAAAUAAAGCCAACAUUACUAACUCAUUUUUAUUUCCAAGAUCUUUUCUUGGAAUAAAUAGCAUUCAUUAUCUACUGUAUUUGUUUUUGCAUUUUUGUUUCUGUGUUUAUAAUUUUGGUAAGCCCUGGGGAAUGUAGCAUACAUUUGAGCUACCAAGUUAUCAAAUUAUAUUCAAUAUUAUUGAGAUUUUCUACCUUAUUUAAGUUUUCAGUGAGGAUAAUAUACUCGAUUAUAAAAGCCCUGUUCCUAUUUUUCUUAUUUUUAAAUAGUUAACACUUGGACUAUUUUUAGCCAUAAAGUUAAUGGAUGUUAAGAGCAAAACUUCGUGAAUACUGGAAGUAAAGUAGAAAUUUAAUGUUGAAAGCAUUGUUAAAAAAUGGCCAGAAAUCAGUAUUUGUAGCAGUUGUGUUUUUUUAUUUUGUUUCUUCUAAGAAAAACCGCAGGGACUAAGAAAGAACUAUACUACAACAGUUCAAUUUCUCUGAUACCCAUAUUAUAUGAAGAUACAUAUUUUUUACUUUUUUCCAUAUUUUUUGGUUAAUAUAAAAUAUAUCGGCUUUUAUCCAUUGCUGAGGAAGGUGGUUGAAUUUCCAAUCAUUAAAAAAGAGAACUAAGCAACUUCAACAUCAACACAUUUCAGCUUUUCAUAGUAAAAAUCUGAAUGUUAAUAUUUUUUAUAGACCUAAAAAAAAUGUUUCUUAGCAAUGAAAUUGCAGUUAAAACAAAUUUUAAUCAAAUACUGUUGUGUUUAGAAUAUGUCUGUAGUAGGUAGAUAGUCCCUUGUAAAAUGUUUGUUGAUAAGUUUUAUUUUAGAACUAAUGGAGAAAUGCCAAAGAUGACUCCUUCACUGCAUUAUGAAGAUUCAAGUAUUCUCUUGGACUUUAUCUAAGUCUCUACAGAUCGUAGAACUGAAAAAAAUCUCCUUGUAAAGGUCUUUCAGAGAAGUAUUUGAUUUAUCUCAAAAUCACAUAUAGUGUCAACUUUAACCUAACACAUUUUAAUUAAAAAAAAAAAGCUUAACUUUCUCAAAUAUUCGAGAUAGUUCAAGACAAUCGAUUAAUUUGUUAAUGCUUUUUACAAGUAUUGCAAAGCAGGCAGCUAAUCACAUAGAAUUGGAAUUUAAGUGAUUUGUGUCUUAAAAGGAGAGUGGCAGUGUUGGAAUUUGGGGGCAGUAGUUUAGCAUAUUCUCUAGUAGAGUUAUACCUUUAAAAAGUGGAGGAAUAUCUGUCUUCAGUCAUAUUAUAGUGGGCUAUGUAUAAUAGUCUUGAAAUCAAUGUAGUUUAUUUAUUUAAAAGAUAGGAAUGCAUCCGGAAGAAGAUCAUUUAUGAAUUGCAACCUGAAGUCAUUAUCAUUUUUCAUAAACUUAAUAUACUUCAGUUAUACACCUAGCAACUGUUUUUCAGAAUAUGUUACAUUUUAAAUAUUUAGUGUCUUGUAUGACUAGGAAAUGUGAGUAAUUUAUUUUGUAUCAGGAAUGUAUUGGUACUGUGUUUUCACUCAGACCACUGACUUAUCAACAGACUCUGUAUGUAACAUGUACUGAAUAUUACAGUUAUUGUGCAUAACAACAGAUUGUGCCUCUUAAAAUUGUGUGUGUACAGGUAAUUCACAUUUUAAUGUAAAUAAAUAUCAUUUUGCAGUUUGUUUUUUAA
This is a messenger RNA of Tupaia belangeri chinensis (Chinese tree shrew), 4013 nucleotides long. It is a transcript of the gene HSPA13, whose product is annotated as heat shock protein family A (Hsp70) member 13. Bases 160 to 1575 code for a protein of 471 amino acids. The record is from RefSeq and is a predicted model, not a curated record. Lineage: Eukaryota; Metazoa; Chordata; Mammalia; Scandentia; Tupaiidae. Gene Ontology annotation, molecular function: ATP binding; ATP-dependent protein folding chaperone. The transcript has 5 exons.